CCUAUAAAUACUGGCACAACGCCUUUCCGUUCACUUCAAGCCAAGCAAGAAGAAGCAGUCAGAAAACAGAAAGAGUUUGCCAGUUUAUUCCUCUAAAUUAUUAUUCAAAAUGCGUGAAAUUGUACAUUGCCAGGCCGGUCAGUGCGGAAACCAGAUUGGUGCUAAGUUUUGGGAGGUGAUCUCCGAUGAGCACGGAAUCGACCCUACUGGCACAUACCACGGCGAUUCCGACCUCCAGCUCGAAAGAAUUAACGUUUACUACAACGAGGCAACCGGCGGGAAAUAUGUUCCCCGUGCCAUCCUCGUCGAUUUGGAGCCAGGAACCAUGGAUUCCGUUCGAUCUGGACCUUUCGGACAGAUCUUCAGACCAGAUAACUUCGUUUUCGGCCAGAGUGGCGCUGGAAACAACUGGGCAAAGGGCCACUACACAGAAGGAGCCGAAUUGGUCGACUCAGUUCUCGAUGUUGUGCGCAAAGAAGCCGAAAGCUGCGAUUGUCUACAAGGCUUCCAGCUCACACACUCCCUCGGAGGCGGCACAGGCUCCGGCAUGGGAACCCUUCUCAUCUCCAAAAUCAGAGAAGAGUACCCCGACAGAAUCAUGAACACAUUCAGCGUUGUGCCGUCGCCGAAGGUUUCUGACACCGUGGUGGAGCCAUACAACGCCACCCUAUCCGUCCAUCAGCUGGUAGAGAACACAGAUGAGACCUACUGCAUCGACAACGAGGCCUUGUACGACAUCUGCUUUAGGACCCUCAAACUAACCACACCAACCUAUGGUGACCUGAACCAUCUCGUGUCUGCUACCAUGAGUGGUGUCACAACCUGCCUUAGAUUCCCUGGACAGCUCAAUGCUGACCUAAGGAAGCUGGCUGUCAACAUGGUACCCUUCCCACGUCUCCACUUCUUCAUGCCUGGCUUCGCUCCCCUCACCAGCCGUGGCUCCCAGCAGUACAGAGCCCUGACCGUCCCUGAGCUCACCCAACAGAUGUUCGAUGCCAAGAACAUGAUGGCUGCCUGUGACCCACGCCACGGACGCUACCUCACCGUUGCUGCCAUGUUCCGUGGCCGCAUGUCCAUGAAGGAAGUUGAUGAGCAGAUGCUGAAUGUGCAGAACAAGAACAGCUCAUACUUCGUUGAAUGGAUCCCCAACAACGUAAAGACCGCUGUGUGCGACAUCCCACCACGUGGUCUGAAGAUGUCCGCUACGUUCAUUGGCAACAGCACUGCCAUCCAGGAGCUGUUCAAGCGCAUCAGCGAGCAGUUCACUGCUAUGUUCAGGCGCAAGGCUUUCUUGCAUUGGUACACUGGUGAGGGUAUGGAUGAGAUGGAGUUCACUGAGGCUGAGUCCAACAUGAACGACUUGGUGUCUGAGUACCAGCAAUACCAGGAUGCUACCGCUGAGGAGGAGGGCGAGUUUGACGAGGAGGAGGAGGAGGAAGCUGAGCAGGCUUAGAUACCUAGAAUUGACCUAAACACCCUAUCUGAUACCUGACCCCAACCCUGUAAAUUUUCUUUUAUAUACUAAAAUAUUUGCUUGCAUUAAUGACCACCAUGUAUGGUUAUUUAUGAAGAAUUAUCUAAAACCCUGAAAAAUACUUAUGUAGCUUGUGUUUGAAUUCUUGUGAAAUAAAUAACAAAAGAAUUCAGCCUUA
This is a messenger RNA of Nematostella vectensis (starlet sea anemone), 1652 nucleotides long. RefSeq names its product tubulin beta-4B chain. Gene Ontology annotation, biological process: mitotic cell cycle; microtubule cytoskeleton organization. NCBI's taxonomy places the organism in Eukaryota, Metazoa, Cnidaria, Anthozoa, Actiniaria, Edwardsiidae. Gene Ontology annotation, cellular component: cytoplasm; microtubule. The transcript has 5 exons. Gene Ontology annotation, molecular function: structural constituent of cytoskeleton; GTP binding; GTPase activity. Bases 110 to 1453 code for a protein of 447 amino acids. The record is from RefSeq and is a predicted model, not a curated record.